AUGUUACAGCCGAAGACAUGCUGGGUGCUGGACGAUGACCAUGGAAACGCGGUCGGAUACCUUUUAGGAGUCAUGGACACGCGAAGCUUUGUGCAGAAGUACAAGGAUGUGUAUGUGCCGUAUUUGAUUUCCAAAGGUCUUGAGGAGCCCGGAGCUCACGAGCCGUCAGAUUGGGAUACGAACCUUCCCAAUGCGCUGAAGAAGAUCAUGCACCACCCCGAAGGAUCGCUGCACCCUGACGCGCCUGACUUGAUCAAGAACUACCCUGGCCAUCUUCACAUCGAUGUUUUGAGCUCCUACCAAAGACAAGGCUACGGUCGUCAAUUGAUCUGCACAAUGGAAAGGAGGGCAAAGGAAAUGCAAACCCCUGGGAUCCACUUGCUCAUGGCGGCGGCAAAUCAAGAAGGGAAGAUUUUCUAUCCUAAAGUGGGGUUCAUACGGUUCCCCCAGGUCCUCGACGAUGGCGAUAGCGGCGAGGAGGGUCGAGACAAGACUACUAUAUGGUUUGUGAAGACGCUUUAG
Molecule: messenger RNA, 522 nt
Organism: Exophiala aquamarina CBS 119918
Lineage: Eukaryota; Fungi; Ascomycota; Eurotiomycetes; Chaetothyriales; Herpotrichiellaceae
Exons: 1
Coding region: 1-522 (173 amino acids)
Molecular function (GO): acyltransferase activity, transferring groups other than amino-acyl groups
Source: RefSeq, a predicted model, not a curated record